Molecule: messenger RNA, 1083 nt
Organism: Penicillium subrubescens
Lineage: Eukaryota; Fungi; Ascomycota; Eurotiomycetes; Eurotiales; Aspergillaceae
Product: WD40 repeat domain-containing protein
Exons: 3
Coding region: 1-1083 (360 amino acids)
Biological process (GO): mitotic spindle assembly checkpoint signaling
Cellular component (GO): bub1-bub3 complex; mitotic checkpoint complex; kinetochore
Molecular function (GO): ubiquitin binding
Source: RefSeq, a predicted model, not a curated record
AUGUCGUCAAAUCAAUUCACCGUGGCGUCGCCGCCUACGGACGCUAUCUCCGCUUUAAAGUUCUCGCCAGACCCCAACUCGACGCGGAUGGUUGUUUCGUCAUGGGACAAGAAUGUUUAUCUGUACGACCUCCGAGACGAGAACGGUGCAGUAGGUGAAGGGAAGCUCCUGCAGAAGUUUGAGCACCGCGCUCCGGUACUGGAUGUCUGCUUCGGCGAGAACGAGAAUGAGAUCUAUACCGCGGGUUUGGACUGGGAUGUGCGGAAGAUUGACCUAAACACAUCGGAACAAACUGUCAUGAGCAGCCACGAAGCCGGCGUGCGAAACGUUGUCUACAGUCGCGAACACAACCUCAUCAUCUCCGGUUCCUGGGACUCAACCCUCCAUGUGCACCGCCCCGACGCCGGCACAAACACCCAAUCCAUUCCAUCCACUAUUCCUCUCCCCUCGAAGCCCUUCUCUCUAUCUCUCACACCCACCAAGUUGGUGGUGGCUAUGGCCUCGCGCGCCCUGCACAUCUACGACCUGAAGGCAUUGGCCCUCCUAACCGCACAGGCGGACAGCGAUACCGCUGAUGGAAACAAAGUGGAGAUUGAGCCAUGGCAACGGCGGGAAAGCAGCUUGAAGUUUAUGACACGGUGUGUUGCGUGCAUGCCCGACGACGCUGGGUAUGCUUCAUCCAGUAUCGAGGGCCGUGUGGCAGUCGAAUGGUUCGACCCCUCUCCCGAAUCUCAGGCCCGCAAGUACGCAUUCAAGUGUCACCGCCAGACCGCCGAGGAUGGCGUCGAUGUCGUCUACCCGGUCAAUGCGCUCGCUUUCCACCCUAUCCACGGCACGUUCGCAUCCGGUGGAGGUGACGGCGUCGUUGCGCUGUGGGAUGGUAUCUCCAAGCGCCGUAUUCGCCAGUACCAGAAGUAUCCUUCCAGCGUGGCUGCUCUCGGGUUCAGCGGUAAUGGAAAGUACUUGGCCAUUGCGAUUAGCCCUGGGUUUGAGGAUGGAAAGGAUGAUGUUCCUGAGGGAGUUGUGAAGAUUAUUGUCAAGGAGCUGGGUGAGACAGAAGCCAAGGGCAAAGGAGCGAAAUAG